This is a messenger RNA of Staurois parvus, 681 nucleotides long. The record is from the annotation of a GenBank genome assembly. NCBI's taxonomy places the organism in Eukaryota, Metazoa, Chordata, Amphibia, Anura, Ranidae.
CCCCUAGGCAUGCAGACUGCUUCUACAAACAUUUGUGAAAGAAUGGGUCGCUCUCAGGAGCUCAGUGAAUUCAAGUGUGGUCCCGUGAUAGGUUGCCACCUGGGCAAUAAGUCCAUCUGUGACAUUUCCUGGCUACUAAAUAUUCCACAGUCAUCUGUUAGUGGUGUUAUAACAAAGUGGAAGCAACUGGGAACAACAGCGACUCAGCCACCAAGUGGUAGGCCACGUAAAAUGACAGAGCAGGGUCAGCGCAUGCUGAAGCACACACUGUGCAGAAGUCACCAACUGUCUGCAGAGUCAAUAGCUAAAGACCCCCAAACUUCAUGUGGCCUUCAAAUUAGCACAACAACAGUGCAUACAGAGAGAGCUUCCUGGAAUGGGUUUCCAUGGCCGAGCAGCUGCAUCCAAGGCUUAUAUCACCAAGUGCAAUGCAAAGCGUUGGAUGCCGUGGUGUAAAGCACGCCGCCACUGGACUCUACAGCAGUGGAGUCGUGUUCUCUGGAGUGAUGAAUCACGCCUCUCUGUCUAGCAAUCCGAAAGACAUGUCUGGGUUUGGCGGUUGCCAGAACUGUACUUGCCUGACUGCAUUGUGCCGAGUGUAAAGUUUGGUGGAGGGGGAUUAUGGUGUGGUUCCUCAGGGGUUGGGCUUGGCCCCUUAGUUCCAGUGAAGGGAACUCUUAA